AUGGCAGUCGAAACUGCAGUCCUUGGCCCAAAUGCAGAAACGGACUACCACAAGUUAAUUGACCCUUCCAAGAAAUGGUACAAAAACCGACGGCUAAUUGUUCUGAACUUGUGGAUUCUACUCCUGUUGAUCACCUCAACUGCAAAUGGCUACGACGGGAGCAUGAUGAACGGCCUUCAGCUUGUUGACCAGUGGGAAAUAGCCUUCAACUUCCCCAGUGGCCCUAAACUUGGUUUGCUCGGAGCUAUACAGAAUAUAGGCACACUCGGUUCUCUUCCGAUGACACCGUACCUUUGUGAUGGGCUCGGAAGAAAGAGAACAAUAUUUGUUGGAGCCACAAUUGUAGUCGCCGCCGCCAUCAUACAGACGGCAGCUCAGACAGUAGAGAUGUUCAUUGGGGCUAGGUUUAUGCUCGGAUUUGGACUUGGAUUCUGUACUGCCGCAGCUCCUAUGUUGGUCACCGAGUUGGCUUACCCGACACAGCGCGGCCCGAUCUCGUCGGUGUACAAUGCCCUUUGGCCAGCAGGCGCAGUUAUCGCUGCAUGGCUAACGUUUGGCACGUUCCAUAUCAACACUUCCUGGGCAUGGCGUGUCCCAUCUGCAGUCCAGGCAUUUCCCUCUGUACUACAAUUCAUACUUAUCCUCUUCGCACCCGAAAGCCCUCGCUGGCUAGUCGCCAAGGGUAGAGAGGAAGAGGCACUAGACAUCCUCGCAUACUACCACACGAAUGGCAACAAGCAAGAUCCGCUCGUACAGUUCGAGUUCCAGGAGAUUCGCUCAGCACUUGCAGCGGAACGCUUGCAGAAACAAACUGGGUGGUUGCAGUUAGUGCGCACGCCCGGAAAUAGGCGCCGUAUGAGGAUUAUCAUUGCUAUUGCGUUCUUUUCACAAUGGAGUGGUAACGGGCUGGCGUCCUAUUAUCUUAACAAAGUCUUUGACACGAUAGGCAUUCAAGAUAGGACGGAACAACUCUUGAUCAGUGGCGGAUUAAGCAUAUGGUCUGCUAUCACUGCCAUCACGGGAGGCCUAUUAUGUGACAAGGCCGGACGAAGACCAUUGUUCCUGGCUUCAACUGCGGGGAUGUUGCUAUUCUUCGUAUUGCAGACGAUCUGCUCGGCGCAAUUCGCGUUACAUGGAAACAAAGCCGCCGGGAACGCCGUCGUUGCAUUCUUAUUCCUAUACAGUGCCGCAUACGGAAUGGCAUAUUCGCCGCUUAUUACAUCAUAUACCCUCGAGAUUCUCCCGUUCAGUUUGCGUGCUAAAGGGUAUACAGUCUUUGGAUUCUCGGUCUGCGCAUCACUUGUGUUCAAUCAGUACAUCAAUCCGAUCGCAUUCGCGGCGAUCGCGUGGAAGUAUUAUAUUGUGUACUGCGUUUGGCUCACAUUUGAGCUCGGUUUUAUAUAUCUUUACCUCAUUGAGACGAAGAAUCGGACACUUGAAGAGACUGCCCUAAUAUUCGAUGGCCUUGAUAAUGUCGCGAAGGUAACUACUAAGGCCGCUGCCCGAGCUGGCCUAAGGGACGUGGAAGCUGAGACACCUAUCGACGAGAAAUCACCUGCAUCCAUACACGAGGAAGAAGUAAUAAGCAAGGUGUAG
Messenger RNA from Fomitiporia mediterranea MF3/22, 1596 nucleotides. Its product is annotated as hexose transporter. Lineage: Eukaryota; Fungi; Basidiomycota; Agaricomycetes; Hymenochaetales; Hymenochaetaceae. Gene Ontology annotation, molecular function: carbohydrate:proton symporter activity. Gene Ontology annotation, cellular component: membrane. The record is from RefSeq and is a predicted model, not a curated record. Gene Ontology annotation, biological process: carbohydrate transport; transmembrane transport. The coding region runs from base 1 to 1596 and encodes 531 amino acids. The transcript has 11 exons.